Psylliodes chrysocephalus is the source of this 1850-nucleotide messenger RNA. The record is from the annotation of a GenBank genome assembly. Lineage: Eukaryota; Metazoa; Arthropoda; Insecta; Coleoptera; Chrysomelidae.
GUUGUCAAAUGUCAAUGUCCAUCAGCAACGCCAUAUUUGUCAAAGAGUUAUUACAAUUUUAAAUAAAAAUUAUUGAAAAUGCCGAACUACUAGCUGAUUAAACAUCAAAAUAACUAUCAGAUGUCCAAGUUAUAAGUUAUGGUAUAGACGUAGCUAAAAUUCCCGACAGAGUGAUUUCUGAGGUAAUGGCCAAUGGUACUAAAGAGAGAUGGGAUCCAGCAUUGACUCGUCUACUUUCGUCCCUCCAACAAGCCUCCAAUUUGCCUUCAACCGAAGAAGAAUUAGGAUUUCUCAGUACAUUACUCCAAUCGAAAGAAUUGCACGCUUUAGUGAACGUUCAUAACAAGAUAAUUAGUAAUGGCGCCAGCGACAAAUUCUUCCCGAUGCUUUCCACCUCCAUGGACAUCUUGGCGGAUGUUCUUGAAGAGUUGGUGCAUAGGCCACAUAUGUCUGAAGACGGCAAGGAGCUGUUUUAUUUGUUACAGAAGCCACAUAUUCAGGGCUUGUUAUAUUCUCACGACUCCGUAGCUCAAAAAGACUAUUACCCCCACCUACCGGAAAUACCUCGAGACACUGAAGAAGAGGAAGAAACUAUUAAAAUUGUUCAACUGGUUAAAAGUAAUGAACCACUUGCCGGGGGGGCACAAAGUGCCGAACCGAUUGUUGGAGCCACUAUAAAGACGGACGAAUCCACAGGGAAGAUUGUAAUAGCCAGAGUAAUGCAUGGCGGCGCUGCUGACAGAUCGGGUUUGAUCCAUCCUGGGGACGAAGUUGUGGAAGUUAAUAACACGAACGUAGAAGGAAAAACACCCAAUGACGUUUUACAAAUUUUGCAAAACUCCGAAGGAACGAUAACCUUCAAAUUGGUACCGGCCGACGGUAAGGGCGGUGCGAGGGAAAGCAAAGUUAGAGUUAGAGCGCAUUUCGACUACGAUUCUUCCGUCGAUCCUUAUAUUCCUUGCAAAGAAGCCGGACUGGAUUUCAGGAAAGGAGACGUCCUUCACAUAGUUUCGCAAGACGACGCUUAUUGGUGGCAGGCUAGAAAAGAGGGGGAUAGAAACAUGCGCGCCGGCCUCAUACCGAGUCGAGCCCUUCAAGAACGAAGAAUCAUUCACGAUAGGACGCAAACUAAUAAAAAAGGUGAAGAUGCGGAAAACGACGAUUUUGAUCGCGAACAAAUCGCUACCUACGAAGAGGUGGCCAAGUUAUAUCCACGACCGGGCAUGUUCAGGCCCCUGGUGCUGAUCGGUGCCCCAGGAAUAGGACGCAACGAAUUGAAGAGGAGGCUGAUCGAUACUAAUACCAAGAAGUACAAGACUCCUACUCCGUUUACCUCGCGACCGAUGAAGCCAGGCGAAGAGAACGGCAAGGAGUACUUCUUCGUGCAACGUGAGGACAUGGAGAAGGACAUCGAGAAGGGAAAGUUCAUAGAAUUCGGCGAGUACAAAGGUAAUUUGUACGGGACGUCGGCGGAAAGCGUUAAAGCCAUCGUCAACGCGGGGAAAGUAUGCAUUUUGAAUCCGCAUUACCAGGCUCUGAAGAUGCUGAGGGUGCCGCAGUUAAAGCCGUACAUUAUUUACAUCAAACCUCCGAGUUUAGAGGUGCUCAAGGAGACGAGGAAUGCCUAUCACGCCCGGUCUACGUUCGAUAUUAAUAAUUCCAGAGGGUUUACGGAAGACGAAUUUAAUGAUAUAAUGAAAGCAGCGGCUAGGAUCGAAUUCCUCUACGAUCAUUUUUUUGACGAGACCAUCGUCAACGAUGAUUUAGCGUUGGCGUUCAGCCAGUUGCUCAGCGCCGCCAAUCGGUUGGAAACCGAACCUUUGUGGGUGCCCGCGUCCUGGGUUCAGUGA